Messenger RNA from Populus trichocarpa (black cottonwood), 1598 nucleotides. RefSeq lists its product as uncharacterized. NCBI's taxonomy places the organism in Eukaryota, Viridiplantae, Streptophyta, Magnoliopsida, Malpighiales, Salicaceae. The coding region runs from base 230 to 1222 and encodes 330 amino acids. The transcript is spliced from 3 exons. The record is from RefSeq and is a predicted model, not a curated record.
AUGAUGCCAUCCAUGUAUAUUCUUUUUAAAGAAAAAAAAAAAGAAUUGUUGUUGAGAAAUAAACAUUACGCUAACCUAACAGUUACUUGGAUUGCAUGAAUGAAGUAUUUAAGGAUACAGUUCGACAGUUUAAGCCACUCCUCCAGUCACCUAAUCGACGACACCAAGAUGAACUGGAUUCUCGUUUCACAGCAGGUUAAGAGAACUCAAGUUGCGAUUUCCAGACAAGAUGUUUGAUGGGAGCUUGGCAAUGCCUUUCCACACGUUGAACCCAUGUCAUUUAUUGGGUCAUGUAAAUACACAUAGAGCCCUCCACAAGUCAAGGUUGCAACCAGUUCUAGCUAUACCCCCAUCAUCAAUUCUCUUGCACACAGAUGAGAGUGGUAAAUUUCCUGAUUCUAAGAAGGGUUCUGGUUUGAGAGGAAGGGAUUCUUCUGAUUCAUUGCUUAGUCAAGCAAAUACAGUGGGUAUAAUAGGAGGUAUAUCAGUGAAUUCUGCUUUGAAUUUCUUGAAAAAACUAGUCCAGGGGAGUUCAAAAGAAGGAAAAGAUUGCUUCCCUUUUGUUCUUUGCUCUGAUCCAGUAUUGAACAAGGAGCUUUUAUCACAUGAGAGAAAUUCUUGUCCUUGUCCCAGGAGGCAUAAUGAAAAAUCUCCAUCGGAUCAUUCUGCAAUUGCAGAGAAUCUGCAGAAUAAAAGGGUUUUUCUUGAGAAAUCAGGAGUUCAGUGCAUAGUAAUGCCUUGUCAUAUUUUGCAUUCAUGGCAUGAUGAGGUUUCUAAGGGGUGUUCUCUUCCAUUCCUUCAUAUGGGUGAGUGUGUUGCAAGGGAGCUCAAGGAAGCUAAGCUGAAGCCACUUGAAGCUGGUAGUCCUCUGCGGAUUGGGUUAUUAGCCUCCAAUGCAACUUUGGCUGCAGGGUUCUAUCAGGAGAAAUUGCAGAAUGAGGGAUUUGAGGUUGUGCUUCCAGAUAAAGCAACCAUGGAACACACUAUAAUUCCUGCAAUUGAAGCUUUAGACAGAAAUGACAUGGAAGGCGCACAGAAUUUGCUGAGAAUUGCACUGCAAGUUCUCCUUGUGAGGGCAGUGAACACAGUCAUCCUUGCUUCGGAAGAAAUGCGUGAUGUUUUGCCUGAGGAUGAUCCACUUCUCAAGAAAUGUAUUGAUCCAAUGGAUGCAUUAGCCCGUUCAACUAUAAAGUGGGCGCAAGCUGCAGAUAAAGGUACAUAAAUAAAGUCGAGAACAGGACUACUCUGUUCUUCAUGGAUCUCCAUUGAUGGAAAACCUAGUCUUUAGGUUAAAAUAUUUUGGUAUACAUAUAUUGUUGCCAUUCCUGGGGAAUGUAUGUGUUAAAAAUUGGUCCCUACACCGUUUGUUUUUCAGACAGUGAAAAUUAUCAGAUAGAACUGUAAUGAAUAUUUGUCAAAGAAAUACCUUCAUAGCUUCAGUAGAAAAUCAAGAAACAAAAAUCCUUUAGUGAAUGCUUGUUGAAGAAACCAAACAGUGUAUUUGUGUAGUAAUUAUUUGAAAGUAUUGCUGUGACUUUUUGUCUGCUUUCGUUUCAUUGUAAUAAACUUCCUUGCUAUAAACACAGCUUAUUUGGCCA